GAACCACACCAACCUACUGAACUCUCCUCGUUGCUUCUUAGCUUGGGAGACUGUCUUGUUCCAAACAAUCAUCCAAUGCUCCCAUAUAAGUACUCGCCUGCUGGCCACAGAACUUGGUAGAGGCAAGGUAGCCAAACAGAAAACAGGGGUUCAGAUACAAGUAGUCUGUCUUUCUCUCUCUCUCUCUCCCCAGUUCUUGAGCGGCAUCAAGCAAAAUGGACAAGAGCGUUCCUGUAGUUAGCAAGAUCUUUUGCUCAGGAGCUCCAACAAUGCUGAUGAUAAGGAGGAGACCUGCUGUGGUGAACGGUGGCGGUUUUGUUGUUACUGACCUCAGCCAUAGCAUUGUGUUCAUCGUAGAUGGUUGUGGAACACUUGGAUCCAAGGGAGAGCUUAUGGUCAAAGAUGGUGAAGGAGAACCAAUACUAUCCAUCUCUAAAAAGGGAGGAAUUGUCCAGGCGCUAAGCACAAGGAACAGAUGGAAUGGGUACUCCAUGGAUUACCAAGGAAAAAACAAGCUGGUUUUUAGCCUAACUGAUCCGAAAUCAUGCACAGCACAAGGUGCGCCGGUUAGAGUUCAUGUUGAACCCAAGAGGCAAUGUAAAAAGUGGGAUUUCGAAAUUGGUGGAUCUUUUGCAGAUAGAGACUGUACGAUAGUUGAUUGCACCAGAAAAAUAGUAGCCCAGAUGGGUAAGAAAGGGCUGAUGGGAGGCAAGGACUUCUACCAUGUGGAAGUACAGUCAGGAUAUGACCAAGCUUUCAUCAUUGGGGUGAUGGCAAUUCUUGACAGCAUACAUGGAGAAUCCACUAGAUGCUGACAGCAUGAAUUAAAGAAUUUGCUCUUGUUUAUAAGAGUACAUUAAUGUCCGAUAGCAUUGAUCUUGCAACCUACUUUCAUCUUCAAGUAAGAAACAGACGCAUGCUGGCGGCAUCAUAAUGAUUGUAUGACCCACGUUGAAUAACAUAGACCAGCUGAUGAUAUGAGCCUGACUUUCGGUGCCACUUAA
Zea mays is the source of this 1004-nucleotide messenger RNA. Its product is annotated as protein LURP-one-related 6. The transcript is spliced from 3 exons. The coding region runs from base 216 to 815 and encodes 199 amino acids. Lineage: Eukaryota; Viridiplantae; Streptophyta; Magnoliopsida; Poales; Poaceae. The record is from RefSeq and is a predicted model, not a curated record.